AUGAGGCCAUCCCCUGGUGGUGGGGCUGCACCAGCAGCAACAGGGCGUGCUGCUGCUGCUGCUGCUGCUGCUGCUGCGUGGGGAGGGGAGCCAUUUUACUGCAGCGGCAGCUUCGUGCCUCACAGCAGUCAUGCUAGCCCGCAGCAGCAGCCGCAGCAGCAGCCGCAGCAGCAGCAGCAGCAGCAGCACAGCUCAGCAGCUUAUGGAAGUUACGCCUCUUCGCCCACUGCAGCAAGUGUAGCAGCAGACACGGAAGCAGCACACAUGCCCAGAAGCAGCAGCAGCAGGGCCGCAUACAGCAGCAGCAACAGCAGCAGCAGCAGCCGCAGCAGCUACUUCAUGGGCUUCCCAGGUGCUGCUGAGGGCUACCCUAUGAACUACUAUCCGCAGGUGCAGCAGCAGCAAUGGCAACAGCAGUACCUACAGGAACAGCAGCAGCAGCAGCAACAGCAGCAGCAAGAGCAGCUGCAGAAGCAGAAGCUGCAGCAGCAGCAGCAUGGGGUGUACACAGCGUGGAGAGACAGCAGCACUCCUCUAAGUGGGACUGCAGCAGCAGCAGCAGCAGCAGCAAAUGCCAGCAGCAUCGACGAAGACAGCUGGCCUCCUUUAUGUGCACAAGUGGGCAUCAGGGGUGCAGCAGCAGCAGGACCAGAAGCAGACCCUGCAGCAGCAGCAGCAGCAGCAGCAGAAGCAGCUGCUGCUGACCCCCUCACGACGGCUGCAGAGGCUCUGUGGCAGUCCAUGGAGCUGAUUCGGCUGUCGCGGCUGCUGCUGACUGCCAUUGACCAGGUCUGCAGCAGCAGCAGCAGCAGCAGCAGCAGCAGCAGCAGCAGCAGAAGUUGCAUGCACCCCGCUGCUGCUACUGCUGCUGCUGCAGCACGGGUGUGGGGUGGCAGCCCUGUGGAGCUGGCUGGCCAAGGAGUGUCGCCUAUAAGGGCGAGCGACUUGGGUGCAGCGCAGCAGCAGCUGCUGCUGCUUGCUGCUGCAGCACAUCGCUGCAGCAGCAACCUGUGGGUGGCGCUGGCCCCGGAAGCAGCAGCAGCGGAGCAGCUGCACGCGCAGCAGCAAGACAACCCUGAUGUUGCUGUUUUUGCUGCUUUUGCUGCUGCUGCUGCUGAGGGCGCAGCAGCAGACGCGCAGCCGGUGCUGCAGUCUAGCCGAGAGCAGCGCCAGCUGCUGCAGCGUCAGGUCAGGCAGCAGCUGCUGCUCCAGCAGAUCCAGCAGCAGCAGCAGCAGCAGCAGCAGCAGCAGGCCACUCAAGGCUUUACACAGCCAAGCAGCAGCGUUUCCUUGAAUCUGCGGCAGCAAGUAGUGCAGCAGCUGCAGCCGCAAGAGCAGCCGCGACCGCUGCAGCUGCCAACAGCCAGCAGCAGCAGCAGCAGCAGCAGCAGCAGCAGCGGCAGCAACAGCAGCGCCAGAAUCGACAUGCGCUCAGCUGUGCUGCAGCAGCUCGCACAAGCUGAAAGAGACACACCUGCUGCAGCAAGUGUGUGCAGCAGCAGCGGCAGCAGCAAUCCCGAGCUCCGCAGCAGGUCCGCCCCCACCACGGCUGCUCCGUCUCAGCAGCAGCAGCAGCAGCAGCAGCAGCAGCAGGCAGCAGGGAACGAGCAGCAAGCACAAGAGGAUGAGCUAGGGAUCAGCUGCGUGCAGCGGGCGCUGCUGCAGCUCGCGGCCGAGGGGCCGGAGUACCUGCGGCUGCUGCGCCGGCUGCUGCUGCUGGACUGCAGCAGCAAACCGCAGCAGCAGCAGCAGCAGCAGCAGCAGCAGCAGCAGCAGAGGAAGCAGUGCCGCGUCGCUGUGCCUCCCCGCCAUGUCCUGAACCGAUGGUUUAAGAGCGGCCUGAAGAACUUCCCAGAGGCGCAGUGGCUGCUGCAGCAGCACGAGAAGCAGCAAGGAGAGCAGCAGCAGCAGCAGCAGCAGCAGCAGCAAGACUGGAGCCUCGCGUAUGCUGCGCAGGUUGCAGCGGCAGAAGCAGGCUUGCUGCUGCAGCAGGCAGUUUCCAUUCACCGCAGCGUGCAGCAAAUGGAACACGACGACAAGUAUUUGCUGCUGCUGCUGCAGCGGCUUGGCCCCCUUUGCCAAAGCUUUUACCAGGAGCUGAAGCCGCUGCUGCAGGGAGCUGCUGCUGCUGCUGCUGCUGCACCUGCUGCUGCGGGCAGCAUAUACAGCUAA
Eimeria necatrix is the source of this 2172-nucleotide messenger RNA. RefSeq lists its product as hypothetical. NCBI's taxonomy places the organism in Eukaryota, Apicomplexa, Conoidasida, Eucoccidiorida, Eimeriidae. The transcript has a single exon. The coding region runs from base 1 to 2172 and encodes 723 amino acids. The record is from RefSeq and is a predicted model, not a curated record.